GCAGCAUUUGUAUAGAAGACAAUACUGAAAUUGGAUUUAAAAAAAGAAAAAAGGAAGUCUUCCAAACACCUAUAACAGCAGCCGCUACACUCUCUCCUCCUUCUCCCAGCCCUCCAGCAGCGUGAUGGAGCCGGCAGAUGCAGCGGGGCUCCGCACCUCUUGGGAGAAUCUGCACAGGAGGCUCAGAGCAUCGGCGUCUCUCAUCCUCAUCAGGAUACUCACAUUGUUUCCAAAUGCUACAGUUCGCAAAUUGCUGCUGAUGCUGGUAUUUACCUUAGUAUUCUGGGUCAUGUACUUGGCUUCAAAAGACCACACCGAGUUCUUGUUCCACUUGAGAAACCCCACCAUCCUGAAACAAUGGAGCAUUUUCAAAAGAUUUUCACAGUCUGAAACAUUUCAGAACCCAACGGUUUCACCAACAGAAACUGAACUGCAAAUCAGGGAGAUCCUGGAGAAAAUGCACCAGCUGACCCCACCCAGACCCUUCACAUACUUGAAUGCCACCACCAGUGCUGCUCACAGUGUGGCCACCCUCCUGAACCCUCGAGACUCGUACUGCAGGGGGGACCAGCUGGAUGUCCGACUGGAGGUGAGGGACCACCUGGGACGCAGGAAGGAAUAUGGUGGGGACUUCCUGAAGGCCAGGAUGUCCUCCGCAGGCCUGAAGGCCGGUGCGUCAGGGAGGGUGACGGACUUCAACAACGGCACCUACCUUGUCAGCUUCACUCUGUUCUGGGAGGGCCAGGUCUCCCUGUCUGUGCUACUCAUGCACCCCAGUGAAGGGGCGUCAGCCCUCUGGAGGGCGAGGAACCAAGGUUACGACAGGGUGAUCUUCACAGGCCGGUUUGCCAAUGGCACUUCCCAAGUCCUUUCUGAAUGUGGCCUGACCCUUAACUCAAGUGCUGAAUUGUGUGAGUACCUGGAUGCUCGAGACCAAGAAGCCUUCUACUGUGUGAAGCCUCCACAUAUUUCCUGUGAGGCUCUGACCCACAUGAGCACCAGGAACAGAGACAUUUCCUAUCUUAGCAAGGAAGAAUGGAGACUUUUCCACAGGUCCAAUCUUACCAGAGAACAAAUUGGACAGAGUAAUAUCCUGGAACUUCAAAAAAGUAACCAAAGUAUGAACACAGAGAAGAAAUGCCGGGUGGGAAUGAAGACCCCUUUCCCCAGUGGCUAUACUUGGAAAGGAAGUUGGAUAACAACAUUUUGCAAACAAACCAGUUUCAAUACAAUAAAAAGUAUAAGCGACUGCUUACAAAGAAAACUUAUCUACCUCAUGGGGGAUUCGACACUCCGCCAGUGGAUUUACUACUUUAAAAAAAUUGUGAGAUCCUUACGACUUUUUGAUCAGCAUGGAACUGGGCUUUUUAGAACACAUAUUCUUCUGGAUGCGGAAAGACACAUUUUGAUUCAAUGGAGAAAACACAGUCACCCGUUUGUUACCCAACAGAUAUUCUCCCUGAAAGAUGAAAACUAUAUCCCACGGGAAAUCGACCAGGUGGCAGGAGACAAGGAUACAGCAGUUGUGAUCACCAUUGGCCAGCACUUCCGGCCUUUCCCCAUCAACAUUUUCAUCCGCAGGGCUAUCAAUAUUAAAAAGGCCGUUGAACGUCUAUUGCUCCGAAGCCCAGAGACCAAGGUGAUUCUUAAAACCGAAAACACAAGAGAGGUACAUCAAAAUGCAGAGAUGUUCAGUGACUUUCAUGGCUAUAUUCAGAAUCUUAUUCUGAGGGAUAUUUUUGUGGAUCUUAAUGUGGGAAUUAUCGAUGCCUGGGAUAUGACAAUUGCAUAUCUCACUGCCGACGUUCACCCACCUGAAAAUGUUAUUGCAAAUCAGAUUGGCAUAUUCUUAAACUAUAUUUGCUAGAGAAAAAAUUGCAGGAAAUAACACUACCCAUUCUCUCAAUGACCUCAUAUAUACUGUAGACAUAUUUUAAUGUAUCCAAGGUAUGAGAAAAUAAAAUUCUUUAAAAAU
This is a messenger RNA of Octodon degus (degu), 1975 nucleotides long. Its product is annotated as NXPE family member 2. The transcript is spliced from 8 exons. The record is from RefSeq and is a predicted model, not a curated record. Bases 125 to 1867 code for a protein of 580 amino acids. NCBI's taxonomy places the organism in Eukaryota, Metazoa, Chordata, Mammalia, Rodentia, Octodontidae.